CAUGAAUGUUUAAAGAUGGUGAUCAUGAUUCACAAGACUCAGCCUCAGCCUAUACAAUCAAACUCUCCCAGAAGGCCCAAUUGCCUGGAAGUACAUGAUGGUUAGUCUUGGAAAGAGCCAUGAAAUGGAGAAAAAGAAGCUAGCUACCUUGCAACAAUGGCUAAAAUCACAGCAGACACAUAGCCAGCCCACCCAACCGGCCUUAAGGGAUUGAGAAUCGGAGUAGGAAAGGCAAUGAAAUGGAAUCUCGAUCGUUUCUUUUAUCCUUUUAAAUGUUGAUAAAGCAGCUCUAAUUAUCCCAUAAGCUAAAAUAUUAAUUGAAAACCAACAAACCCCUUCAUAAUCCACAGCCAAAUCAGACGUGAAUUUGAGAAAAUAGAGGAACCAAAUCUAAUCAUUUCCAAAACCAAUAAACCGCGAUGAAAAACUUGAGGAGCUGAUGCACAAAAUAAUAAUAACAAUACUAAUCAAACAACACCUUAAAUUAUACCCCAAAAUUAAACCUGAGAAAUAAAAUGUUGAUUUAAAAAAUCUGCAACUAAAAGAAGAUUAGACGAUUACCUGGGCUCAGUGAAGCUCUGAGGCUUAUAAGAAGCAGAAUUGAAAUUAGAAAAUGAGAAGAACUAGGAGAGUGAACGGCACCACGGGACAGAGAAGGGUGGAGAACAGAAAAUUAUACACGCACCCAUUGAUAUAUUCAGUGCACCCAUAAAAUUCUAAAAAACCCAACUUUACAGUGGACUGAAAAACCGGCCAGCCAUGGCGUCACCACAAAUCGAAACCAGUUGGUCAAAACACUCUCUUCUUCUGCUCCUGUGUCUCUCUGAAUUGGGCUCCACAAAGUUGAAUUGCAGCUCUCUGAAUUUUCAUAUGGGACUACAAGCUUUUCUUUUGGGACUACAAGCUUUUCUUUCUUCUGUAGAAAAGGAGGGGACCGUGUGGUGUGGGCCACCUGGGAAAGUGAAAGAUAAACCGUGUGGGCCACCGGGGAAGAGCUUUUCCACCACACUGCGAUUUUCCAAGAAGCUCUCUCCUUUCCGUUAUUGCCUUUACACUAAUCCCAUAACACUAUAGCAUCUUCUUCUCAUUGUUUUCAGUUUGGGUGGGAUGGAAAUCAGAUAAUUAAAGAAAAAAAGCAGAGGAUCCGUCUGGGAAAGUUCCUUUCUUUUUCUAUGUAAAUUCCUCAGUUUUCUCAGUAACCAAACAGAGGUGUUUAUGUCUCAAAGAAAAGCACUGGCUUAUUAGCUGUGGAAAUUGAGAGAGCAACAACUGGUUUCCUGGUUUGCAAAUACUCGUUGUGGAGAUCAGUCUUCUUCUAACCCAUCUUUAACACCUAGUAGUAAUCAUUACAGACCCUCCUUGAGUUCCAGGGAUGAGGCCCAAUUCAGAAUCAGCAGAGUGGAUAUUUUUAGCCACUAACCUUGGCCUAGAGAUGUUGUCAGCUGCUUGUGAUCAGGCUUCCUCCCCAAGAAGACCCCACUUUGCACUAUAUGGGAUGCUGUUGGCUAUUGCAGCUGUGCUCAUUUCCAUUGGGGAGCUAAUUUAUAGAGGUCAACAGGAAAACGUUGAGUUCAGGAGCCGGGGAAUGCGCUCGUGGUUUUAUCAUCCACCAAUUCCUCCAUAUACGCCUUUUGGUACUCUUCCUGACAUUUUUGGACUAGUUGCUGGCAUCUCACAGUGCAUUUGCUCUAUAGUUCAGUAUGUUUACUGCCUUCGGCAUGCUGAUAGUCCUUUGAAAGCAUCCCUUUUGCCUGCCAUAUUUCUUAUCUGUUUAGUUGGUUCAAGACUAAGUAAUAAACGAAUGAACGCCAAUACCACUGAUAACAUGGACUUGUCGGAAAAUUCUUCAAGCACGGAAGAAACUUCGUUGCAUCCAAUCCCGGAGUAUUGUGCACCUGCAAAUAUACCAUUUCUCGAUAAUCAGGAGGUAGAGGUUGUGAGCAACAUAGUGCAGCAAUGGCGGUGGAUGCGGGAGCGGGAGCGGGAGCGGGAGCAGGAGCGGGAGUGGGAGCUGGAGUGGGAGCGGGAGCAGGAGCGCGAGAGGGUGCAGGAGCGGGAGCUGCGGCGGAUGUGGGAGCAUCUGGAGCAGCUACCAGAGCCGCUGCUAUGGGAGAAGCUAUCGGGGCUACCAAAGCGGGAGCCGAAGCAGCUGCAGCUAUCGAAGGCCCCCCUAAGGCUCCGGCGGGUUUCGCGGGUAGUGAUCGCGGAUUGACGGAGGUGGGCAUGACUUUGAAGUAGUUACAUUGUGUGUAAUUUUGAUAUUUUUCAAUUACAUUAAUUUUCUCUACUAGAAUCUACUUGACUUUCAC
This is a messenger RNA of Prunus persica (peach), 2309 nucleotides long. RefSeq lists its product as uncharacterized. The coding region runs from base 1373 to 2212 and encodes 279 amino acids. The transcript is spliced from 3 exons. NCBI's taxonomy places the organism in Eukaryota, Viridiplantae, Streptophyta, Magnoliopsida, Rosales, Rosaceae. The record is from RefSeq and is a predicted model, not a curated record.